Messenger RNA from Ostrea edulis (European flat oyster), 5398 nucleotides. RefSeq names its product centrosomal protein of 78 kDa-like. The record is from RefSeq and is a predicted model, not a curated record. Gene Ontology annotation, cellular component: centrosome. NCBI's taxonomy places the organism in Eukaryota, Metazoa, Mollusca, Bivalvia, Ostreida, Ostreidae. The coding region runs from base 173 to 2752 and encodes 859 amino acids. Gene Ontology annotation, molecular function: protein binding. The transcript is spliced from 15 exons.
CACCAUCCAUCCUGAUCCGCGCCGAAUUCAUGUUGUACAUAUUCGGACCUCGUCUUAGUUUUUCUUUACUUCCGGUUAUAAACAAAAGGCGGCUCGACAGUGGAGUUUGAAAAGAGCAUCAUCAUGUAACUUUGAGAGAGACGCUGUUGAUCAGGUCUAAGAAGUUCCAACCAUGAUUGAGAGUGUGCAAAUUCGUCAGCGAGGGGCAUAUGACUUUGAUAGUCACUAUGACAAUCUGUGUGCUAUGCAAGACUCCUGCCCUCUUCCUGCUGUCAAGGCCCACCUGGCUCAAGGUGUGCUAGACAUCAAUGGCGACAGGGUCAGAGUGAAUGACUGGGCUCCAAUCCUGAACACUAUCAAGAUCAACAAAAGCCUGGAGUUUAUUGCAGUCAGAAGCUACUACUCCCCUCCCUCCGAGGUUAAUGAGAAAAAAGCAUUGAUUGAGAAGCGUAAGAUGCCAUCCAUCAGAUCCAAGGAAAUCACUUACAGGCUGUGCAAGGUCCUGAAGGAGUGUCUGAUGUGUACCCCAAACCUAGCCUGUCUGGAGCUACAGGGGCUGCCGCUGAGGGAAAGGGAUCUGCAGACUCUGAUUAAGGGCCUGGCCAAGAAUGAGACUCUGAAUCACCUGUCUGUUGAGUUCUGUAGAAUAGGGGAUGGAGGACUGGAAGUACUCUGUAAAGGGAUAAAAAACCAAACCUCCAUCAGCUCCAUCAAUCUGACUGGCUGUAGUCUAUCAAGCAAGGGAUCAGAUGCCCUUGCCAAAGUCAUCAAGCACCAGGCCAUGAAGCGACACAAUGAGGCAUGGCGGGAUAGUCUACGUUACAGAAGGCCUGAUCUGGACAGGAUGCCUGGGAUCCGACGAAUUACCAUCAACAACAACCCAAUGCUUGGUGAUCAAGGAGCAGCACUGCUGGCAGAGGCUCUCAAAGAUGACCUCUGGCUCAAAGCCCUUGACCUUCAGAGUUGUGGAAUUUCUACAGAGGGAGCCCGGCAGUUACUGGAUGUCCUUAAAUACAACACAACCAUAGUUGUACUGGAUGUCAGGAGAAACCCACUUAUAGAUCGAGAUGUGGUUCACUCUAUUAUGGAGCAACUGAUGAUAAAUUGCAAUGGACAAGAUACAGAGUAUAAAUGGAUUAAAGCAGAGGAAGGCUUAGAGAGUGGUAGAAAGAAAAAGAGAAGAACAAAAACACUUAACUGUAGCUUUGGCAGAAAAACCACCAUUAGGGUGUCUGCCGGGGCCCAGAGGAGGAGAACAAAGUCCGCUAGUUCACUUGGGGUCACACACAAGAUUCAGCCAAUCAGCUCAGAGGGUGUGAAAUCUGGCCCAGGUAUGCCAUGGAGAACAGCAGCAAGGGCCAACAGAUACAGGGGAUUUCCCCCGGAGCACAUUCCAGGUAAGGCCAGUCUGUUUGAGAACAGCGAGGCCUCCCCUACAUCCUCACCCGACCACACCCAGUCCAUCCUUAUCAAUGCUGAGGACGAGGAGGGGGACACACUCCGACAACUGGAAAGGCUCAAACUGGAUGACAGCAACCUUGACACUGGAGUUGCCAAUAUCAAGGAACUACAGAUUGAGUUGAUCCAAGUCAAGAGAAAGAUGCAGCAGGAGAAGCUGGCUCGAGCACGUUCAGACAAACGGGUUGUAGAGCUGACCCUUGAGAACAAGAGACUUAAAGACGAGGUCCUUAAACAGAAAGGUCAGCCAACCAGUAAUGUGCUGGAUGAUGAUAAGGUACUGGAGAGCAUUGAAGCAUCCUUUAAACAGUUCCAUCAGUUCCUGGACCUUCUGAGAGAAGCAGGGUUAGGACAACUGAUCACUAUGGCUGGACUGGAUCAUAAAGAGUCCCCAUUCUCCCAGGGCCUGGCUCAUACGAGACGGACAAGCCAGAAAUCCAGUAAGCCCCUGCACGCCUCCAGUCCCUCAAAGAUCCCCAUUAGACCAACCAAACCUACGAUGAAAUCUCCAUACUUUGGAGAUAUCUCAGCUGUUGGGAGGGUAGGCAGCUCUACCACGGGACCUAAGGAUGGAGAAAAUAUUGCCAAUCUCUCUGCCUUCGACAAGAAAUUUAGAGACUUCCAUGAUGGGUCCUUCAUUGAUGAGGAAAAGUACACGAGGAAUAUUGAUCCAACAAUGGAAGGCGAGUACCAUGAUGGCAGUUAUGAUAAAGGACCAAUGAGGAAGGAUGACCUAUAUGAAAGGAUUCUCCAGGAGACCAGUGGGAUGUUCUCCCAUGUCGGGCCAGACAACUCCACCAUUGCAGACAUCUUGCCAGUGAAGGAUCAUGGUCAUUCAGAGAAGAUGGACUUCUCCAUAAAAGGACAAGUACCAAAAAACAAGGCUGAACCAGAAACCAAUGGGAAAAAGCAAGGGGAUGUUAGAAAAGAAAGCAAAACAGAUUUAUUCUCAGAAGACUAUUCUCAUGGUUUACGAGAAGAAAUUUUGCAGGACCUGCCAGAUUUUGAGACCAGCGAGACGGAGGUAUCGGAAUUACCCAGCAGACCCAAGCCACAACCUCGAGGCAGGAAACUCAGUGAUGAUGACAGCAAAGCUCGCUCGAGACGGGACAACCAGAGUGAGAAAGACUCACCAGAGCACAAAUCCAAGAUUAGUGACUAUAACUAUAGCAUGGACAGCUUUGAGCAAUCUUACUUCAGUGAAAGAGGGGAACUUGUACAAGAUCUGAACAUGUUAGAGAGUGGGGCCUCUCCCUCCCCAGAAAUGAUCGAUAGUGAGAAUGAAGACUUCUGAUAUAGCAGAGGGAAUACCAAGUGAUAGCUAGAUGUUUUUCUACUGAUGUUACGGCCUUCAUUUGUAGUUUGAUAGUAUUAACAGUACAUGUAUAUAUGUUAUGCCAUGGAAGAUAAAAAGCAGCUAUAUACUAAACGAGUUGGAAGGAUUUGUUUCCUUGUGGAACUGGUGUUCUCUAUUUAUAAUAUAGAAGGAGAAAUAACACACUAGAAAUCUGAUAUGAAUGGAAAGUGGAGGAUAUGAACAAUAAUGAUUUGAAUACUGAAAACUUUCAAUUUACUGUAUUUGGUAUAAAAAAUUCAAAACCCUUUUGAACCUACAAUCUACAGAUCAGUAGUCGACAUGUUAACAUUAUAGUUAUUGACUGUUAACAUUAUACAGUUAUUGACUGUUAACAUUAUACAGUUAUUGACUGUUAAAAUUAUACUUAUAGGUUAUAGACUUUGUAUGGGAAAAUAUGACGACCGAGUUUUUUGGCUCGUAGACGGACCGAGCUUGCGAGGUCCGUUCGCGACAAAAAACGAGGUCGUCAUAUUUCCCAUACAAAGUCUAUAACCUUUUUAUUAUAUACUUUCAAUUUCAUUUAGAAACUAACAAUAAUUUUAUUUUUAACAAUAACUUUAUCGGUUUAACUGAGUAAAAGAUGAAAAACACGAAAAAUUUGAAAAUUAACGGCGUAGAAAUUUGAUUGUGACGUAAUGUUUGCGGGCCGGAAUGUUUCCGGGCAUAUAUCGUGUGAUAUAUGCCCGAAAGCUUUUAAAGAAAAAAGAAGAGAUGAAAUUGAAAGUAUAUAAUAAAGUAAUUUAUUGACUGUUAACAUUAUACAGUUAUUGACUGUUAACAUUAUACAUUUAUUAUGGGUUCCAGGACAACAGCUGGUAUGAUCGGAGAAUGGGUCUGUUGCCUGAAGCCGUAGGCCGAGAGCAACAGAUCUGUUCGAGGGUCUAACAAAAAAGCUGUUGUAGGAGGUUUUGUUUCGUUAUACACUUUCAAUUUUUUGAUGUUUUACUAGAUGCUAAUGGUUUGUUGACUUCGAACUUUUAACAUGACAGAGGAAUUGUAUACAUUUAUCAACGCAUCCACUAGUUUAAAAGAAAACCUACGUAACAUCCUAAUUAAUAAUCAAUUACAUUUAUCGUGUUUCUGUUCUACAUUCCAUCUAAUGAAUUCUGUAAUUUUAUCAGUCAAAUCAGUGAAUGUCGCCAUUACGUAAACAAAGCAGCAGACCAAGAAUCACGUGACUUACAUAGCCAAUAGAAAUAAAGCAGACUAUUGCUUGGUCAACAGUUCGUAAACUGUUGACCGGUCAAUAGACCAUGAGUGUGAGAAUUGGUUUAACAGUAAAAAUAUUACUUCUAAAUCGUAUUAGUUUUAUAUAAGAAAUCAUUUUAGGUGUAUAACAAACCAAGCUACCCAGCUAGGUAAUUAGAUUUACAAGGAAUAUACAACUGAUAUUUAUAUUUUCAUUCAAGUUUCAAAGGAAGUCCACCAUUAUGACUGUGUGUUAUUCCUCCUUAAUUUGUAUGCUUACAAUGAUGCAUACUUUGCCAAAAAUUAUUAUUUGGCAAAUAUUGUCCCAAGGUAGAGGAUUGUGGGAUCUCAUCAGUACACAGUAAACACACGGUACAUCUCAUCAGUACACAGUAAACACGCCGUACAUCUCAUCAGUACACUGUAAACACGCUGUACAUCUCAUCAGUACACUGUAAACACACGGUACAUCUCAUCAGUACACUGUAAACACGCCGUACAUCUCAUCAGUACACAGUAAACACGUACAUCUCAUCAGUACACAGUAAACACACGGUACAUCUCAUCAGUACACAGUAAACACACGGUACAUCUCAUCAGUACACAGUAAACACGUCGUACAUCUCAUCAGUACACAGUAAACACACGGUACAUCUCAUCAGUACACAGUAAACACACGGUACAUCUCAUCAGUACACAGUAAACACACCGUACAUCUCAUCAGUACACAGUAAACACGAGUAGGUUGAAUUAUUGGUACAGUACUUUACCAUUCCUACAACCUUUGUGAUGUGUAGUUACUAGUUAACCUGGAUUGUACACACACACAAUUUAUAGUGUGAACCACACUUCAUGUAGGACAUUUCAUAUAUUUAAUCUGAUCCGUCCAUUUUUGACACUGCAUCCAGUAAUGGAGAAGCAAAGCGAGUCGGUUUAUGUUUGCAGACCAUUCUGUAUACAAACUAUUAAUUUGAGCAGACCAUUCUGUAUACAAACUAUUAAUUUGAGCAGACCAUUCUGUAUACAAACUAUUAAUUUGAGCAGACCAUUCUGUAUACAAACUAUUAAUUUGAGCAGACCAUUUUGUAUACAGACUAUUAAUUUGAGCAGACCAUUUUGUAUACAGACUAUUAAUUUGAGCAGACCAUUUUGUAUACAGACUAUUAAUUUGAGUUUAAAUAUAUUAAAUACCAUGAUUACAUGCAUGUCAAGAUGCUUAGGAUUUCAGCCUGCAUUCCUCAAAGCUCGGGAUCCUGUAUAUGUAUUCACUUCUGUAUUUAUUUCUCAUUGGUAACUUUAAUUCUUUGUUUUUAUUAAUUUUAUUCAUUGAACUUAUUUUGCAUUAACUGUCUGAAUCAUUGUAGCUGUAAUGCAAUAAAAGAAUAUGAACUAAGA